UUAUCCCCUCCCCCUGUCCCAUCCCAAACUUUCAAACAAAGCCCUCAAACUUUCUCAAAUUUAAAAUCUGACCCCUUAAAAGCAUUUUCUAAAUAUCCAUUUUUGAAACUUUCUCGUUUGUCAAAAGAACAGAUUUUCCGAGAAAAGAAAGGGUGAGAUGACAAUGGACAGAGAGAAAGCGAGAGAGAUAGAGCUCGAAAGCGCCAUGUACACGAAUUGCUUGCUUUUAGGCUUGGAUCCGUCGAUAGUCGAUAUCGGAUCAUCCAAUGGAACCCCUCGGGUCGGACAUUUCCGGCACUCCAACCCUAAACUGGGCGAACAGCUUCUUUACUUCAUCCUCUUUUCGCUUCGUGGACCCACUCAAUCCGCCAGGGAUUUCGAUAAGGUUUGGCCGAUUUUCGACUCAGCGCAAUCUCGUGAUUUUCGGAAGGUUGUGCAAGGAAUAAUCGGUGAGCUGGAAACACAAGGAGCUCUACCAAGGAGUAAUUCGAGGGUUUCUUCGCUUGCUACUUGUUGUGGACCAAGAUUUGUUGAACUUUUGUGGCAACUUUCAUUGCAUGCUUUGAGAGAGGUUCAUAGACGGACUUUUGCAUCAGAUGUUGCUUCUAACCCAUUGCCUGCACCAUUGACUGAUGUUGCAUUUUCUCACGCUGCUACACUACUUCCUGUAACAAAGGCUCGAAUUGCACUUGAAAGGAGGAGAUUUCUGGAAAAUGCAGAAACAGCUGUGCAGAGACAGGCUAUGUGGUCAAAUUUGGCUCAUGAAAUGACUGCAGAAUUCCGUGGUCUUUGUGCUGAGGAGGCGUAUUUGCAGCAAGAGCUGGAAAAACUGCAUGACUUGAGAAACAAGGUAAAGUUGGAAGGAGAGCUAUGGGAUGAUCUUGUCUCCACUUCAAGUCAGAAUUCUCAUUUGGUUUCGAAGGCCACUCGCUUGUGGGACUCUAUAUUGUCUCGUAAAAGUCAGCAUGAAAUUCUUGCUUCAGGCCCUAUUGAGGAUUUGAUUGCUCAUCGGGAGCAUAGGUAUCGCAUCUCUGGAUCAUCUUUGCUUGCAGCUAUGGAUCAGAGUUCUCAAGUUCCUCAUACGGACACCUUAUCUGUCCAGUCUGGUGAUUUGCAUAACAGUGAACAGAAUGAUGGAUGCCACACGCAAAUCAAUGAAGAGAUACUUUCUCGAGUAGAUAGAAGUGGAAGAGUCCACCAGACUGUUGAUCUAGCAGAAAUUAUCAGACGUUGGACACAUGCAUUACAACGUAUUCAUAAACAGUCACUUCAGCUGGCAAAAGCUAAUGAUGGGGAGGGUCCUGAUAUUUUACGAAGUGCACAUGAUGGUAGGAUGGGCGGCCAUGCUGAGUCAUUAGCUGCAACUCUUACUGAGCAUCAGCAACACCUAGCUAGCUUUCAGGUGCUUAUUAACCAACUAGAGAAAGUUGCUCCAUCAAUCCAGAAGUCAAUAUCAGAGUGCAUGGUGAAAGUAAAUAGCAUUUCCUCCAUCUUACCUGCAAUGGCCAAACAUCGUGGUCAAACCACUUCACCUAUUCAAGCUCAGAGCAGUAGAAGGACCUUGGAAAGUAGUUCUGAUGAUGUUGGUGACAUUACUUCAAAAAUGUCUGCUGUUCAGCUUGAGAAGAAUUCAGCCAGCCCUCCUGCUUUAAAGCUUCCACAUUUAUUUAGUUUAACUCCAAAUUCAUCUGGAAAGGGUGGAAGCAUUCAAAAGCGACACACCUUACCCCCUCAGACCAACCAGGUUGACACUUUGUCUGAAAAUAGCUCUAUGGAACAGCCUCUAUCAAACGAUCGCCUGGAUAACUCGUCGCGAGAUAGUGAUAUUUCUUAUGUUGAGAACAUAAAGAGAUCUGUUAGGCAAGCUGCAUUGUCACUGCCGUCCUGCAAUUCAGAGUUAUCACGUGACAGGCAAUCUGAUGAAAGUUCUGAGCAUUUCUUUGUACCUAUUUCAUCAACUAAUCAUUCUCAUGUCGGACCAGAAACUAAAUUGGGCUCAAUAAGUACUAAGAGACUAUUUUCAACUCGAACAGAAAAUUCCUUGCUUGACAGCCAUGCCAAUGGUGGUCGUAUUGGGAAUAACUAUGACAACUUAUCAAACAUGUUGAACAAUCUGGAUUCUCCUACUAAUCAUGAUCAAUUAAAUGGAUUUCACUCAGCCACUGCUUCUAGUUGUGCAGCAUCUUAUUGGCAAAGGUCGCUUUUUAAUUUGGAAGAUGCGCAGGAUCAGGUCUUCUCUCCUCCUCUGCUGAUGGACACAUCCCUGUUAGUCGAUUCUUACGAGGACUUGCUCGCGCCACUUUCAGAAACAGAAACAGCCUUGAUGGAACAUUGAGGUGGAGCUUAGACGAUUCCGUUCGGAUGAUUUUGCUUUUGAUUGUUGCUUGGGUUGUGCAGCACUCUCCCAUUGAUAGGCUGCUUGACAUGAUACCUGUAUGUACUUUUCGGGACAGAUCGACAUGAGAGAAGCUAACUCCACUGAAAUCUUGAAGACUGUGGUAUUACUUUGUAAGGUAACACAAGCUCGAAAAAAGAAGUUUCUGUUUUGCCUAAAGUGAAAUCAUUAUGUUAAUAUCUUCUUUAAUUU
Hibiscus syriacus is the source of this 2587-nucleotide messenger RNA. RefSeq names its product AUGMIN subunit 6-like. The coding region runs from base 158 to 2335 and encodes 725 amino acids. Gene Ontology annotation, biological process: spindle assembly. Gene Ontology annotation, molecular function: microtubule binding. The transcript has 13 exons. Gene Ontology annotation, cellular component: HAUS complex; mitotic spindle microtubule. NCBI's taxonomy places the organism in Eukaryota, Viridiplantae, Streptophyta, Magnoliopsida, Malvales, Malvaceae. The record is from RefSeq and is a predicted model, not a curated record.